Messenger RNA from Acanthosepion pharaonis, 693 nucleotides. NCBI's taxonomy places the organism in Eukaryota, Metazoa, Mollusca, Cephalopoda, Sepiida, Sepiidae. The record is from the annotation of a GenBank genome assembly.
AUGUUUUUUAAUUUCAUUUUCUUCCUUGAUUCAUUUUGUCUUUCUUUCUUUCUUUCUUUCUUACUUUUUUUUUCUUUUAUUUAUUCUUUCUUUCUUUCUUUCUUUCUUUAUUUCUUUCUUUCUUUUGUUCUUUCUUUCUUUCGUUCGUUCUUUCUUUCUUUCGUUCGUUCUUUCUUUCUUCUUUCAUUCUUUUCUAAUUUCCGUUUCGCAUUAUCUCCUAUGUUUUUUAAUUUCAUUUUCUUCCUUGAUUCAUUUGCUCUUUCUUUCUUUCUUUCUUUCUUUCUUUCUUUUUUUCUUUCUUUUUUUCUUUCUUUAUUCUUUUUUUCUUUUUUCUUUUCUUUCUUUCUUUCUUUCUUUUCUUUUCUUUUGUUCUUUCUUUUCUUUCCUUUUCUUUCGUUCGUUUUUUCUUUCUUUCUUCCUUUCAUUCUUUCUUUUCCUUUUCGCUUUAUUUCGUAUGUUUUUUUCUUUCAUUUUCUUUCUUUGAUUCAUUUUUUCUUUCUUUCUUUCUUUUCUUUUUUCUUUUUUCGUUUUUCUUUCUUUUUUUUUUUCUUUCAUUCUUUCUUUCUUUUCUUUCUUUCUUUCACUUUUUCUUUUUUGUUUUUCUUUCUUUUUUCUUUCUUUCUUUUCUUUCUUUCGUUCGUUCGUUUUCGUUCUUUUCUAAUUUCCUUUCGCAUUCGUUCCUAUGGUUUUUAA